Sorex fumeus (smoky shrew) is the source of this 4254-nucleotide messenger RNA. It is a transcript of the gene PROSER1, whose product is annotated as proline and serine rich 1. The record is from RefSeq and is a predicted model, not a curated record. Lineage: Eukaryota; Metazoa; Chordata; Mammalia; Eulipotyphla; Soricidae.
GGGAUGCAUGUUUUGUGAUCGAACGUGAGCAACGUUUGUGAUUGCCAAGAUGGACAAAAAGUCUUUUGAAACGGUGCUGGAUGAAAUUAGGAAGGCUGUUUUGACAGAGUAUAAAUUAAAAGCAAUUGAAUAUGUACAUGGAUAUUUCUCUAGUGAACAGGUGGUUGACUUACUGAGAUAUUUCUCCUGGGCUGAGCCUCAGUUGAAGGCAAUGAAAGCUUUACAACAUAAAAUGGUGGCCGUACACCCGGCAGAAGUGGUCAAUAUACUCAACUGUUUCACCUUCAGUAAAGACAAACUAGUUGCUCUUGAACUAUUAGCCUCAAAUAUUGUUGAUGCUCAGAAUUCUCGUCCCAUUGAAGAUUUAUUCAGGAUAAAUAUGUCUGAGAAGAAACGGUGUAAGAGAGUACUAGAACAGGCUUUCAAGGGGGGCUGCAAAGCUCCUCAUGCAAUGAUAUCUUCUUGUGGGACAAUCCCAGGAAAUCCAUAUCCCAAAGGAAAACCAAGUCGUAUCAAUGGAAUUUUUCCAGGAACUCCUUUGAAAAAAGAUGGUGAAGAAUGUACCAAUGAAGGCAAAGGAAUUGCUGCACGAAUUCUUGGGCCAUCAAAACCACCGCCUUCAACGUACAAUCCACACAAACCUGUUCCUUAUCCAAUACCUCCAUGUCGGCCACAUGCAACUAUUGCACCAAGUGCUUAUAACAACGCGGGUCUGGUACCGUUAGCCAAUGUCAUAGCUCCUGGUGUACCCCCUCCACCUCCAUAUACUCCUAAUCCAAUAGGAACAGAAAAUGAAGACGUUUCCAAUCAAUCAAAACCUCCACAGAAUCAAACGUUUCCUACCCCAGCAAGUCAGCUCUUUUCUUCUCCCCAUGGGUCGAACCCCUCGACGCCCGCUGCCACGCCCGUCUCUACGGCCUCCCCGGUCAAGACCGUCAGUCACCCGUCGGCGUCCGUAGUGGCCACGGCGCCUGGGAUGAACGUGCCAAGCGCCAUCCUUCCCGUGUUCGCGGGCCAGGUGUCCGUGGCCACCCACGUCCCGCAGCAGUCGGCGCCAAACCCCACCGUCAUCAGGGCCCCGUCCCUGCCCGCCGCGCCCGCCACCCCGGUGCACAGCACAGCCACCACGCCGGUCCCUUCGGCGCUCUCCAGCCUCGUGCCCCUGCCCGGGCCUUCGGCCGCCCCUUCCCCGGCCCCUCCGGCCGCCUCGACGCCGCGGGCCACCCCGGCUGCCCACGAGACCUUCGCUUCUACUUCGGCUCCUUUCGCCAACCUCCCCUUCUCGGCCACGUCCAGUGCCGCGCCUGCCACCCCCAGUUCAGCCUCGCUGUCGUCGGUGUUCGCAGGACUCCCCGUGCCCCUGACCCCCGCGUCCCAGGCGCUGUCCACGCCUACCCCGUCGGUGAUGACCAGCGCGUCUGGCCCGAGCAGCGGCGGGGUCGCCGCCGCCCUGGGGGUGAAUAGCCCCCUCCUGUCGGCCCUGAAAGGCUUCCUGACGUCCAACGACACCAGCCUCAUCAGCUCGACUGCGCUGCCGGCCGCCGUGACCAGCGGCCUAGCCCCGCUCGCCUCCCUGCAGGCCCCCAACGCCGACGCCCCUGCUGCUGCGGCUGCUGCUGCCACCGCCGCACCCAAGGGCUACGCGCCGGCCGCCGGGCCCGCCCCGCCGCGCUCGGCCACCCCGGGCCUGGCCGUGUUCCCCGGGCUGCCGGCCACCUCCACCCCGUCGUCCGCACCGGUGCAGGCGGCCCUCCCGCCCACCGCAGCCGCCUCCACCGCGCUGCCCGUCAGCGGCGGCGGCGGCGGCAGCGGCCCCCCGACGGCCCCCCUGUUGCACGGCUCCCACCCGAGCGGCUCCGAGCUGCACCUGCCCUCCACCCCCGUCCCCGCCGCCGCGGCUGCCACCACCCUGUCCAUCCUGAUCAAGACGGAGCCCACCAGCCCCACCCCGUCCGCCUUCAAGGGCCCCUCCCACCCCGCCACCCCCGCGCACGCCACUUUAGGGCUGUCGGGGACGCUGGGCCGCGCGUACACGUCGGCGUCCGUGCCCAUCAGCUUAGCGACUUGCCUUAACCCCGCCCUGGCAGGGCUCUCCACCCUGAGCGCCCCCCUGAACGUCUCGAACCCGCUCUCCUCCAUGGCCCUGCCGCCGCCGCACGGCUCCUCCACGCCCAUGGCACCCGUCUUCCCCGCGCUGCCCCCCUUCACCUCCCUGACCAGCAACUUCCCGCUCACCGGGAACCCGGCGCUCAACCCGCCCGUGUCUCUGCCGGGGUCGCUCCUGGCCACCUCGGCCGCCGCUGCCACCACCGCCACGUCCCUGCCGCACCCCGCCGCCUCCACCGCCGCUGUGCCCGUGUCCGCCGCCCCGUUCCCGCUCAACCUGUCCACGGCCGUCCCCUCGCUCUUCUCCGUCACCCAGGGGCCCCUGCAGGCCUCGACUCCCUCCUACCCCGGCUUCUCCGUCUCCAACACCCCGAGCGUCACCCCGGCCCUCCCCUCGUUCCCCGGCCUGCAGGCUCCAACCACGGUGGCCGCGGUGACCCCGCUCCCCGUGGCCGCCACGGCCCCGUCGCCAGCUCCCGUCCUGCCGGGGUUCGCCUCUGCAUUUAGCUCCAACUUCAACUCCGCGCUCGUGGCACAAGCCGGCUUAUCAUCUGGACUUCAAGCUGCAGGCAGUUCUGUUUUUCCAGGCCUUCUGUCCCUCCCAGGGAUCCCUGGGUUUUCCCAGAAUCCUUCGCAGUCAUCCUUGCAAGAAUUACAACACAAUGCGGCUGCACAGUCAGCUUUGUUACAGCAGGUCCACUCUGCUUCGGUUCUGGAAAGCUACCCAGCUCAGCCAGAUGGUUUUCCUAGUUACCCUUCAACACCAGGAACACCGUUUUCUUUGCAACCUGGCCUAUCCCAAAGUGGGUGGCAGUGAAUCUGUUCUAACUUUGUAUUCUGCUCCGUAACAACAUCAGAAUUGCCCGAGCACUGCAGUAAAGGACAUUCUGAGAGAUGUGGAGUUGGCCAUGAGUUUAAAAAAGAAGAAGAAGAGACUGCAGAUAAUCCUAGGGAAUUGAAAUAACGGUUUUCAAAUCGCAUUUUUAAUGAAGGUUUUAAAUAUGAACACUCCCCAGUGUAAAUAAGCCGACAAUAAAUUGUGCGGAGGAUAGUUUUAAGGUGUUUGGGAACUUUUCACCUCCCAUCCUAUCAAAGUUUGAGAUGUGUAUGUGAUCUAUGUAAGAAGAAUAUGAAAGAGGAGAUUGAACUCUUUAUAACCGAAUACAGCCUUAAAUCUGCUUGUAUAGCAUCCACUGACAGAGUAAUAGUUGUGCCUCAGACUUAAGGGUUGCAUGUGGCCCUGAGGGAGUCAUUACCAUUGGUAUGCAUGAAUGGUUCCUUCAAGCAUCACUGGAACACAUUACUCCAUAUGUAUCCACAAAAGGAUCUCGAGAACACAGUUAUUUUACUAAUCAUGAUAUAUAUAUGUAUAUAUAUAAACAUAUAUGUAUAUAUAUACACACAUAUAUAUACGUAUACUGCUGAAGUUAACUCAAUGUAUUUCAGGUAAGUGAAAAUGGUGCUUAAUAUAGUCUUUAGAAUGACUUUCAGGUGUUUUCAACUCAAUAUAUAUAUAUGUGUGUGUAUAUAUGCAUAUAUAUACAUACAUAUAUGUGUGUAUAUAUCCAGAACUGCUUUACUACAGAAAUACAAGUAAGGUUUCUGAUCAUUUGCCUUCAAAACUUUAAUUAAUCUCAGCAGUAUCCAAAUGAGGGAGGAACAUGUGACUGACCCUUGGGCCAUCUCUAUUACUCCGCGUUCUCUGGAAGCUCUUGGUGAAUGUUUACAAUCAUGGGACAUAGGAUUUCUACUUACAGGGAAAGUGGAAGCUUAUCUAAGAUAAUUCUGUGACAGCAAACGGAGAAGACUUGCUCUGUUAGUAAACCUGCAGUGUAUACUCAAAGGACCUGUGGUAGUAUAACCUGAUUGAAUGUUAUUAAUUUAAGUGGAAUAACUGCCACAUGUGGGAUGGUGGGGGAGUGGGAAGAAAAACUUCCAAUCCUGUAAUGGAGAGUGUGAACUAUAGAAUCUACUGUAGUACAUUUCAGCACCUAGAAAUUUUACUUUUAUAAAGAUGGCGUCUGAAAGAUGUUGCUAAUGUAUUUUCCUUCACUGUGGGGAACAAACUUUUUAAGUAUAUUAAUAAAUAUUCCUGUAUGGUUAGUUUUUAACAAUUUUUUAAAAUAAACUUUAUGGAUAUGACAAAUA